CUCUAACAAGAUUGUUACACUGAAUGACAUUUUAGUGGGUGUCUUCUGUAAAUCAUGGUAAAAAUGUAUAUUUAAUUUUUGCUCAGAAAAAAAAAAAACAAUCAUAUUAAACAGGACCCAUGUAUUGAUGUAUUGAAAAACCACAACAAUUCAAAGCUGUAUUACACUUAUUGUUUUGAUGCUUGACCCAAAUACCCUUGAUACCCUUUUUCGUCUUUGACUUAUACAUAUGCGUGUAUAUAUAUAUAUAUAGGAAUUCACAGGCUGCCUAAACCCAUCAUAAUCAUUUAUCACCAACAUGAACUCCAUAAAGGUUCUUUUCUAUUCCAUCCAUAAAUAACAGUGCUGUCAUGACGGGCCUGAAGUUCUACAGCAGGAGUCUGAUAUCCAGACAGACAGAUCGAGCCCUCCUCCGUGUGUGUGUGUGUGUGUGUGUGUGUGUGUGUGAGGGGGCGGAUAGCUCUGAUUCUCCUGCAUUGUGUCUGGCUGGAGUGUGGAGAGAUGUAGUCACAUUUAAACAGUCAGUGUGUGUGUGUCUAUGGGACAGAUCACAGCUCCGCUCUUCACCAACAUCUUCUCUGGUAGAAGCUCAUCUACGCUGACAGUGCCGAUGGCCUCUUGCGCUCGGAUCCUGUGCGCGAUGCUGUUCGCCGGGGUUCUUCUCUCGAGUCCGGCCGAAUCCAAGCGGAACCGAGGCGCGAUUCCUCAUCCGGACAAGAGCAACCCGAACGAGUCGGACCAGAACCCGCAGCAGCAGCAGCAGGAGCAGAGGGGCAGGAGCAGAGGCUCGGAGGAGGUUCUGGAGUCCAGCCAGGAGGCGCUGCACGUCACCGAGCGCCGCUACCUGAAGCGGGACUGGUGUAAGACGCAGCCGCUGAAACAGACCAUCCACGAGGAGGGCUGCAUCAGCCGGACCAUCAUCAACCGCUUCUGCUACGGACAGUGCAACUCCUUCUACAUCCCGAGGCACGUGCGCAAGGAAGAGGGCGCGUUUCAGUCGUGCUCGUUCUGCAAACCCAAGCGCUUCACCACCAUGACCUUCACCCUCAGCUGCCCCGACAAGCAGCCGCCGACCCGGAAAAAACGCGUGCAGCGGGUCAAACAGUGCCGCUGCAUCUCCAUCGAGCUGGACUGAGAGCGACGGGUGCGCGCGAACAGUGUCUGCGAACAUCGCUGCAGUAAGAACACGCGAGAAACUAUGGAGGCAUAUUCGCGCCACUUACGAAAAAAAAAUGCUUUGGAAAUCUUGAUUAUGACAUGAAAAGACAUAGUUAUGACACACUAAGUCAUAAUAAAGAGAUUUUAAGAAAUCGAAGUCAAAAUUGUGAAAUACUAAGUCAAUUAGUCAAAAUUAUGAUAAAGUAGAAUAUAAAUUUUAUGAGAUUAAAAAGUCAAAAUUAUGACAUAAAAAGUUGAAAUUGACACUCCAAGCCAUAAUUUAGAUUUUUGUUGAGUCGUAAUUAUGGCAUAAAAAGUCAAAAAUAUGAUAUAAAGUCGAAUUUAUGACAUUCUAAGUCAUAAUUGAAUUUGAAUAAUUGAAAUUGACACUCCAAGCCAUAAUUUAGAUUUUUGUUGAGUCGUAAUUAUGGCAUAAAAAGUCAAAAAUAUGAUAUAAAGUCGAAUUUAUGACAUUCUAAGUCAUAAUUGAAUUUGAAUAAUUGAAAUUGACACUCUAAGCCAUAAUUUUGAUUUUUGUUGAGUCAUAAUUAUGUCAUAUAUAGUCUGCAUUAUGAUAUAAAGUCGAAUUUAUAUAAUUAUGAAAUAAAAAAAUAUAUGACAAAGUCAAAAUUGUGACAUACUAAGUCAAUUAUGAGAUAAAAAAAAAUUGAAAUUAUGAGUCAUAACUAUGAUUAAAAAGUUGAAAUUGACAUGCUAAGUCAUGAGAUGAAAAGUCGAAAUUAUGAGAUAAAGUAGAAUAUAGACACUAAGUCGAAAUUUUAUGAUUAAAAAGUCAAAAUUAUGAUGUAAAAAGUUGAAAUUGAAGUCAUAAUUUAGACUUUUGUCAGUUAUGACAUACUAAAUUGAAAUUAUUACAUGCUAAAUCAUAAUUAUGAGAUUAAAAAGUCAAAAGUAUGACAAAAAGUCGAAAUUGACACUAAGUCAUGUUUUUUUUCUUUUUCUUUUGGGUCAUAAUUAUGGCAUAAAAAGUCAAAAUUGACACUCCAAGUCAAUUUUGGAUUUUUAUUUUAUUUUUUUGUCAUGAUUAUGGCAUAUAAAGUAGAAUUUAUGACACUUCAAUUAUGUGAUUAAAAAGUUGAUUGAUAUUCUAAGUCAUAAUUAUAAAAUAAAAUAUAAAUUAAGUCAAACUUGUGACCUUUUUGUCAAUUUUAACUAUGAUUUUUAAUUGUUAUAAUUUCAACUAGAAUAUUGUCAUAAUUUUGAUUUAUGUCAGAAUUAGAAUUUUUGAACUUGAACUUUUUUGAUUGUUUGACAUUUUAAGUCAUAAUUUCGACUUUUCAUGUCAAUUAUGUUUUACAAAAGCUUAAUUUUUGUUUUUUCUCCGUAUGUGGCAUAAAUGUGCUUCCAUGAGUACUAGACACACUUGAUGUGCUGAUCUAGAAGAGACGCGAUCAUCAGCAGCAUCUGUCACCAUUACACCCUUCUGCUGUAAAUAUCAUUCUUACAUAAACUGAUAUUUGUCUUCAGAACUCAUUUUCAAGCGGUCAGCAGGUUUUAAGAUUCUGUUAAACGUCUGAACGUUUAGUGUACGUGGGUACUUGAAAAGUGUCAUACUUCAUCUGAAUCUUUUGUUUUAAACAUUUUAUGAUCAUUAAACAUGCAGUUUUACACUGAGGAUUUCUACUUUAUAAAUUAAUAACUGAAGGAAAAGUUGUUGAUCAGCACCUAAAAUACACUGACACUUGAUUAGUCAGAAAUUAUUUUGCAUCACAAAAUCCUAAAGCUUUCAGUUUAUUUGUUCAGGUUAGAUGGAAAAAACAGAUUUUUGGUUUAGAUUAGCUCAUGCACGUCAUUCAUCAACUUCUCCUUUAACAGAGCAACUAUACGUGAAACAACAACAGUUCAGUAAUGGUGACAGAUGCAGAAGAGCAUCAUUCCUCACGGUGAAUGUCUUCAUUCAUCUCCACAUAUAAGAACGCUUACGGACUGAUAGUUUCCACUAUGUGGAACGACUUUAUUUAAUGUGACCGAACGAGACACUGUUGUUCAUGUUUCUGCUGGAUUGCUGUGAAUGCUGAGAUUCUUCAUAUUCAUCUAUUUAUAAUAUCAGAUAGAAGAAUGAAAGAUUAUAUACAGUUUAGUUGUGAAGACCAAAUUAUCACACAUUUUGUUGAAGUUGUACAGGUGUAUAAUGUUGUAGAUAGAGGCUUGUAUGAAGAUGUGGAAAGAUCAUAUUAAUAAAAGGUCAAACAUU
Ctenopharyngodon idella (grass carp) is the source of this 3373-nucleotide messenger RNA. RefSeq names its product gremlin 1b (gene grem1b). Bases 539 to 1135 code for a protein of 198 amino acids. Gene Ontology annotation, biological process: animal organ morphogenesis. The record is from RefSeq and is a predicted model, not a curated record. NCBI's taxonomy places the organism in Eukaryota, Metazoa, Chordata, Actinopteri, Cypriniformes, Xenocyprididae. Gene Ontology annotation, molecular function: BMP binding; receptor ligand activity. The transcript is spliced from 2 exons.